Messenger RNA from Prorocentrum cordatum, 1834 nucleotides. The record is from the annotation of a GenBank genome assembly. NCBI's taxonomy places the organism in Eukaryota, Dinophyceae, Prorocentrales, Prorocentraceae.
AGCGCGCAUUUGUGGCCCGAGCUGUGCGGGCGGCCGAUGACUGGGGCGGGGCCUGCGCGGCCUCUGCGACGCGGGCCCGCUCGGUGCUCUUGACGUGCAUCGCCGCGGAUUUGUUGAUGGGGCGCGGCGGGAAGAAGGGCAAGACGAAGGGCAAGGGCAAGGGCAAAAGCAAGGGCAAGGGCAAGGGCUACGCCGAAGACGAUGGCGAACCGAAGACCACCAUCAUGCUCCGCGGACUGCCCCCCAGCAUCACCGGGGAGUUCUUGCUGGAGCGCCUGGACGCGGCGGGCUACAGGGCAAAGUACGACUUCGUCUACCUGCCGGUGGACUUUAACACCCGGCGGGCCCGCGGGUACGCGUUCGUGAACUUUCCGCAGGCGGGAGAUGCCAAGGAGUGCGUAGGAUAUGUCAACAGCUCCCCGCUCGAGUUUCUCGCAGGCUCAGAGACUCCUAAGAAGUGCUCUGCUGGUCUGGCCAUCGUGCAGGGCAAGGUCGCAAACAUCAAGAAACAUUCGCGCUCCUCGAUUGCAGGGUCGGACAUCCCCGACGGCUUCAAGCCCAUGAUUUUCAACGAGGAUGGCGAGGUCGUCCCAACGGACGAGGUGAUCGGCUCUGCAACCACCGGCAGAGAUUGGGAUGACAACGAGGAAGAAUGGUGGGAAGAGGAGGAGGAGGAGGAAGAAGAAGAACAAGAAGAAGAAUGGACGGCGGUGGACGAGGACGAGUGGUGGAAGGAAAACGGCUGGGACCAAGAAGAUUGGACCAAGGAGAGCACUUGGGAUAAGAACGAUUGGAAGGACGACAGCGAAUGGACCGAUUGGAAGGGCUGGAGCGGCAAAGAUUGGACGUCAGGCGCCAAGGCGGAGAAGGAUUGGUCUUCGGCUGUGAGCUCCAGCUCUUGGUCGACUUGGAAAAAGACCACCGAGACGAAUUGGAAGGACGACACUGACUGGAGGCCUCAUGAUCAGGACGACUCGCGGGAGCAGGGUGACACCUGGGCGGCGCGGGGCGCCGAGCCCGGGCCCGCGCAGGCGGAGGGAGGCGGGGCGAAGGGCCGCGACAAGUGGCAGCCUCGCCGGCCGCCCGCCACCGGCACGAAGGAGCCCGCCUGGGAGCCCACCUGGAGCAGCGCGGCAGCCGACAGGCCGUCCGCGCCUGUGGAGGCGAAGCACGACAAGGCGAAGGGCGAGCCGCGUGGCGCCGGCGACGACUCCGCCCCGGCGGGCACCAAGGGGGGCUCCGCGGCGAAGCAGCGCGAGGGCGCGGCCUCCCGCCGGGAGCCCGCCAGAAGCGCCGCGCCCGCCGCGCCGGAGCCCGCCGCGGAGCCGGAGGGGGAGCCGACGGCCGGCUGGGGCAAGCAGGACGGCAGGCCAAAAAUUGACAAUGGGGAGCUGGACGCCGCCAUCGCCCCCGAGUUGGCCUGGCUCCAGGAGACCCCGGAAGUUGAAGGAUUACAGGUGCAUCGGCUGCCAGAAGUCGUUUCGCAAAUGGCUGGCCUGCCUCCAGCACAUUCGCGAGAACGCGGUCUGUCGCGAGGCCACCAAGGGUCUGGACCCAGAGGCCCUGCAGGCGAGGUGCACCGACCGCACCGCCGUGCCAGGGCAGCUGCUGCAGUGAGGGGGCCACCUCCUCCUCGUCCUCCUCCUCCUCCUCCAUCCCAUUUCCUUCUGGAAUCUCAUCAUCGCUUGUGGUUUGGGCUGCCCAUAGGCGUAGACCCAGUUGACGCGUGCGCCCUCAGAGCGUGCGGCAUUGAACUGUUGGCAGCAUUGUGGCGUGCCGAGUUGGCAACGUGGCACUUUAACAGCCCUUUGAACGUGCAGUCUCAGGGGGGGAG